CUACAACAGCUUGUUCUGAAUGUGCUUGUAAAACCCUAUGACCUGACCUGACCUGACAUAACCAAAAAACGUUCUUGUCCUGAAUACGACAAAAGGUACAUUUUUAAAGUCUUGUUUCUAGUUCUCGAUGAUAAUCAAGAAAUUAAUUCAGUAUCCUGAAUGGAACACAUGUGACAACACUAAAUACAAAAUGUAAAUAUUUAGGAUGAAAAUGCAUUUUUUUUUUUUUAAAUAAAGUUUAUUGACCCUAGUUUCAGUGUGGACUAUAUAUAAAACAUAACUAAUUCACUUACAUGGUGAGAAUGUUUUGGGGUUUUUUUCUUUUUACAAAUGUAUUUCCUACAAACAUCUGUGGUUGACCACCACUUGUAACUUUAUAUAAUAACUGACUUGUACCACGACCCUAUGUGAUGUUGUAUGGCACAAUAAAGAAAUCUGGCUCAUUAAGAGGUGGGGUUUAAAAUUUGUGUGGUUAUAAAGGUUUUAUUUUUGUCAAUAGGAAAACCAAUUAGCAUGAGUAUGUUAUAAAACUAAGUUAUUAAAUACAUUUUGCAAUUACUUCCCUUUAUCAAGGUUUCACAAUUUUAUCUGCUGCCAUUCAGUCGCAAGAUUCUAGCCGACACAGAGACUGGCAGUCACGGUUUAAGUAAUAAUGCUGAGUAGUACACAUAUUUUGACAUGGAAAAACACCUCUAGAUUUGGAUUGUAUUAUUUGCUGUUCCAUUCAAGAACUGUUGAACAUGGAUUCAAGCCAACAAAAGCAGCGGCUAGUGCUUCAACUGAGGAUUUUUCCAACCAGAUAGCAAACUGCAUUGUUGUAAGAUUAGUGGAGGCUUAUCGCAGAUAUGGUCACCUGAAAGCAUUGAUUGAUCCUCUUGGACUAGCUAGAACAAGCGAACCUAUUGAGCUGUCUCCAGCCAGAUACGGUCUUUCCACUAAUGAAAGCAGUACGGUUAACACACAGGGCAUCUUCAGUGGCAGUGAUGAUCAUCAGAUUUCUGUGAAGGAGCUGGUGAAUAAACUAGAACACAUUUACUGUGGACCCAUCUCGGCAGAGUUCGAACAUCUUGAGACAGAAGAAGAAAGAUCAUGGUUUGCGAGAGAGUUUGAAUCCCGACACACUGUCAGUCUACAAGAUGACAGAAAGGUUGCAUUGGCCAAGCUCAUGUUGAGAUGUCAGGCAUUUGAUAAUUUUCUGAUCAACAAGUUUCCCACAGUUAGUCAUUAUGGUGCUGAAGGGGGUGAAAGCAUGAUGGGAGUUCUUGAUGAAGUUUUCAGAGUUUGUGCUGGUGAUGGUGUAUCUGACAUCAUGGUUGGUAUGCCUCAUCGCGGUCGACUAAACUUCCUUACAUGCUUGUUAGACUUUCCACCAAUUAUUAUGUUUCAAAAGAUGCAAGGGAAGACGGAAUUGCCUCCAGGAGCUAAAGGUGGUGGGGAUGUCCUCUCUCACUUGUUUACAUCUGUUGAUCUUAACUACAGUGGAAAGCAAAUACAUGUAUCUCUUAUAGCUAAUCCAUCCCAUCUUGAGGCUUGUAACCCUGUGGUUGUUGGGAAGACUCGAGCCAAACAGCUGUUUUUAAAAGAAGGAGACUACAGCUCAGAGUCUGGCACUCGGCCAGGAGACAAAGCAGUGUGUUUACAGGUGCAUGGUGAUGCUGCAUUCGCUGCACAGGGUGUUAUAGCUGAGAUGCUGUGUUUUGCAGAAGUUCCUCAUUUCCGUAUCGGAGGAUCUAUUCAUCUUAUUGUAAAUAACCAGCUUGGUUUUACCACCGAGUCUCACUAUGGCAGGUCUUCUCGGUACUGUUCUGAUGUGGCCAAAAUGAACUCGUACCCUGUGAUUCAUGUCAAUGCAGAUUAUCCAGAGGAGGUGGUGAAAGCUUCAACUUUGGCAGUAAAAUAUCAGCGAAAGUUCCGGAAGGACGUCUUCAUAGACCUAGUGUGUUUUCGGAAGUGGGGCCACAAUGAACUGGAUGAUCCAUCCUUCACCCAGCCACUCAUGUACCGAGUGAUCAAAUCUAGAAGAAGCAUAUCAGACAUAUACGCAGAUAACAUUGUCUCAGAUGGCCUUUGUUCCAAGUCAAAUCUUGAUCAGGUAGUACAGGAUUGGAGUACAACUUUGUCAAACGAUCUACAAAAGGUUGACACUUACGUUCCACAGGCAAGGCAUCUUCAUAAACAGUGGAGUGGUCUGGUCCAGGCCUCGGAUCACAUCACUCGCUGGGACACUGGUGUGCCUGUCGAUGUGCUCAAGUUUGUAGGAGCCAAGUCAGUGGAGAAACCUGAAGACUGGAAAGUCCAUCCUACUAUUGAGAAAACCCACAUAGAAAGACGUCAACACAGGCUUACACAGGGUACAGAUAUUGACUGGUCCACUGCAGAGGCACUGGCGAUGGGGUCACUGCUUUAUCAAGGCUUCCAUGUGCGGAUCAGUGGUCAAGAUGUGGGAAGAGCCACGUUCAGUCACCGUCAUGCGAUGUUUGUCCACCAGGAGAAUAAUGAAUUUGUCAUUCCUCUCAACCAUAUGACCGAGAACCAAACAGGAUUUAUAGAAAUAGCCAACAGUGUUUUAUCUGAGGAGGCUGUCCUGGGAUUUGAGUAUGGAGUCAGCAUGGAAAAUCCUAAAAUUCUGCCUAUUUGGGAGGCACAGUUUGGAGACUUCUUUAAUGGAGCUCAGAGCAUGAUUGACACCUACAUAACAUCUGGAGAAUGCAAGUGGUUGUUACAGAGUGCUCUCGUAAUGCUGCUACCUCACGGAAUCGACGGGGAAGGACCAGAACAUUCCUCCUGCAGGAUGGAGAGAUUUCUUCAGCUGACUGACAGUAAAGAAGAUGGUGUUGAUGGUGAUGAUGUAAACUAUCAGAUUGCCAACCCAACUACUCCAGCGCAGUACUUUCAUCUCCUACGCAGACAGAUGGUUCGAAACUUCAGAAAACCAUUGGUAAUAGUAGCACCAAAGAUACUUUUACGCUUGCCUGCGGCGACUUCCAGUUUAGUCGAUAUGUCUCUAGGAACAUCAUUUCACCCUGUUCUUGGCGAUAGCAGUGUAAAGCCUGAUGUCGUCACUUCCAUUGCAUUUUGUUCAGGAAAACACUACUACGCCCUAGUCAAAGAGAGGGAGGCGAGAGGAAGAAAAAACAUGGCCAUCAUUCGACUUGAGAGCCUUUGUCCUUUUCCAGUGGAGGAUAUUAGAUCAGAAAUGAAGAAAUAUGCCAAUGCUAAAGAAUUUAUUUGGUGUCAGGAGGAACAUCGUAACAUGGGACCUUGGACAUUUGUUGCACCAAGGUUUGAAAAUGUGGUGGGGUGCAAGUUGAGGUAUGCAGGCCGUGAUGUUCUUGCUACCAGUGCCACAGGGGUUGGAGAAGUCCAUCAGAAAGAAGUGAAAGAAAUUAUGGACAAAGUUUUUAAAUAGACU
Messenger RNA from Gigantopelta aegis, 3412 nucleotides. Its product is annotated as probable 2-oxoglutarate dehydrogenase E1 component DHKTD1, mitochondrial. The record is from RefSeq and is a predicted model, not a curated record. Gene Ontology annotation, molecular function: thiamine pyrophosphate binding; oxoglutarate dehydrogenase (succinyl-transferring) activity. Gene Ontology annotation, biological process: tricarboxylic acid cycle. The transcript has 23 exons. Bases 653 to 3409 code for a protein of 918 amino acids. Lineage: Eukaryota; Metazoa; Mollusca; Gastropoda; Neomphalida; Peltospiridae.